Messenger RNA from Castor canadensis (American beaver), 2545 nucleotides. RefSeq names its product XK related 8 (gene Xkr8). Gene Ontology annotation, biological process: phosphatidylserine exposure on apoptotic cell surface; apoptotic process involved in development; engulfment of apoptotic cell. The record is from RefSeq and is a predicted model, not a curated record. Gene Ontology annotation, cellular component: plasma membrane. Lineage: Eukaryota; Metazoa; Chordata; Mammalia; Rodentia; Castoridae.
CGAGUUCAAACCCCAGUUCCAUCAAAAAAAAAAAAAAAAAGUAAAAAAGUGCCUUUCUAUUCUAAUAAACUUUACCAUCACUUUCACUACGAACCUAGACAGCUGCGCUGACGUCGGGUAACACUGGGAUCAUGUAGAUGCCUCCUUUUCCAUCCCGUGCUCUUGGCGAACGCCCCACUCGGGGCCUGAGCUGCGAUCACACGUGGCUUGCUAAUCCCGCCGUAGGGAUCAGAAGGAGCCUUUACGUUUCCUUCUUUGAUUUUGCAACAAUUCAGCUUGAAGAGGAUCGCAGCUGUGGCGGGCUUCUAGUCUUCGUGUCAUUCCCGCCUUGGGCCUCCAGGCGCCUCAAAGUAAAACUCUAGGCCACUAGAAAUCUGCUAGGCGGAGGGCGAGGGUCUUGCGGGACGUCGCGGUCGGCGGGGUUGGGUCGGGGGAUCCCAAAGGCAGGUGGCAGGGCCGGAUCUGGGGGACCGGCUACCGGCUGGGGUUGGGGGCCUGGGGUGCGCGCGCCUCGCUCCUCCCGGGACCCGGAGCGAACGGGGAAGUCCCGCCCCCUGGGCCCCGCCCCUCGGGCCCCGCCCCCUUCCUGCCCCGGCGACCCCUGGCCGAGGGCGGGGCCGAGGCGCAGAGGGGAAGGCGGGGGCCGAGGCGGACGGGCCAUGCCCUUGUCGCCCCGAGCCGCUCUCCUUCGGGACCUGGUCUUGGGCGUGUUGGGCACCGCCGCCUUCCUGCUGGACCUGGGCGCCGACCUGUGGGCCGCCGGCCAGUACGUGCUCGGUGGGCGCUACCUGUGGGCCGCACUGGUGCUGGCGCUGCUGGGCCUCUCCUCGGUGGCUCUGCAGUUCUUCAGCUGGGUCUGGCUGCGCGCCGACCCCGCCGGCCUGCACGGGCCGCAGCCCCCGGGCCGCUGCCUGGCGCUGCUGCACCUCCUCCAGCUCGGCUACCUGUACAGGUGCCUGCAGGGGAUGUGGCAGGGGCUGUUGGUGUGGCAGCAGGAGGCGCCCUCUGCGUUUGACUUGGCCUACGCCGACUUCCUCUCCCUGGACAUCAGUAUGCUGCGGCUCUUUGAGACCUUCUUGGAGACGACGCCGCAGCUCACGCUGGUGCUGGCCAUCGUGCUGCAGAGUGGCCGGGCCGAAUACUUCCAGUGUGUUGGGAUCUGCACAUCCUUCCUGGGCAUCUCAUGGGCACUGCUGGACUACCACCAGGCCCUGCGCACCUGCCUUCCCUCCAAGCCCCCCCUCGGCCUGGGUUCCUCCGCCAUCUACUUCCUGUGGAACCUGCUGCUGCUGUGGCCCCGAGUCCUGGCUGUGGCCCUGUUCUCAGCCCUCCUCCCCCGCUAUGUGGCACUGCACUUCCUGAGUGUGUGGCUGGUGCUGCUUCUUUGGGUCUGGCUUCAGGGCACAGACUUUAUGCCAGACCCUGGCUCUGAAUGGCUGUACAGGGCAACAGUAGCCAUCAUCCUGUAUUUCUCCUGGUUCAACGUGUCUGAAGGCCAUACCCGAGGCCGGGCCACCAUCCACUUAGUGUUCCUCCUGAGUGACAGUGUUCUGCUGGUGACCACCUGGGUGACUCAUAACACCUGGCUGCCCAGCGGGAUCCCAUUGCAGAUCUGGCUGCCCGUGGGAGGUACCUGCUUCCUCCUGGGUCUGGCUUUGCGCCUCAUCUACUACCGCUGGCUGCACCCUCGCUGCCGCUGGGAGCCUGACCAGGUGGAUGGGGCCCGGAGUCUCCUUCCCCCGGAACGUGGUCAGUUGCCUCAGAACAGGCGUGUGACUCAGUUGGCACGGAACUUUUUCCCCAAGGCUACGGAUGAGGCUGCUUUGCCAGGGAAGGAGGAGGUGAAUGGGGGCCUUUGAGGCUGGGUAAGACCCAGUCACAAGGCACUCACGGUGAACAAGAGGGGAAGAGCUGGGCCAGAGGGCCAGUGGUGCCAACUGUGGACAAUUCACAUUGGGAGGGAAGAUGAGAAUGCCUUUUCUUUUUCUCCCCAGCCACUCUCACUUCUCUGGCCACCUCUAAAGUAAUUGGUGGUGGUGGUGGUGGUGUUCCACCCCCUUGGUUCCCUAUCCCAGGCUCGAAAGCCCGGGGCCUCUGGGGGGCGCUCUCUAGGACUCUUCCUGCCAUGCGCCAUUUGUUCACUUUAUUCAGCAAAUAUUUACUGACAGCACUUUAUGUGCUAGGAGCAUCAUUCUACCUUUGGAACCAGCUGCCACCCUAGCUUCAUCCCCUACCCACUCCUGGGUAGGUUCUCGAAGGCUGGAGGCCAGGGUGCCCAGCUCUGUGUGGCUCCUGCCAGCCCCGCCAAGGUCUUGAUGCAGCUGGCCCAGUGCCUAUGGACCUGUCGUGGUCCCAGCCAUGCACAGCCAGUGGAGUCUUUUGCAUGCUAGCUACUGUAUCUCCUACCUCAGUCUGUGUGAGAUGAAGAGAAUGUGUGUGGACAUGUCACUAAGUGGGGACGUGGUAUUUUGUUUAACAGUAUUAUUAGGUUAUUAAAACUUGUGACUAAAACUAGACUGUGUCAUUAAAUAUUUGCUACCUCCUC